Procambarus clarkii (red swamp crayfish) is the source of this 1089-nucleotide messenger RNA. RefSeq lists its product as uncharacterized. NCBI's taxonomy places the organism in Eukaryota, Metazoa, Arthropoda, Malacostraca, Decapoda, Cambaridae. The record is from RefSeq and is a predicted model, not a curated record.
AUGGAUAGACAAGCAGAGCUAUUGCUACCUAUGGAUAGACCAGGAGAGCUAUUGCUACCUAUGUAUAGACCAGGAGAGCUAUUGCUACCAAUGGAUAGACCAGGAGAGCUAUUGCUACCUAUGUAUAGACCGGGAGAACUAUUGCUACCUAUGGAUAGACGAGCAGAGCUAUUGCUACCUAUGGAUAGACCAGGAGAGCUAUUGCUACCUAUGUAUAGACCGGGAGAACUAUUGCUACCUAUGGAUAGACGAGCAGAGCUAUUGCUACCUAUGGAUAGACCAGGAGAGCUAUUGUUACCUAUGGAUAGACCGGGAGAACUAUUGCUACCUAUGGAUAGACGAGCAGAGCUAUUGCUACCUAUGGAUAGACCGGGAGAGCUAUUGCUACCUAUGUAUAGACCGGGAGAACUAUUGCUACCUAUGGAUAGACGAGCAGAGCUAUUGCUACCUAUGGAUAGACCAGGAGAGCUAUUGCUACCUAUGUAUAGACCGGGAGAACUAUUGCUACCUAUGGAUAGACGAGCAGAGCUAUUGCUACCUAUGGAUAGACCAGGAGAGCUAUUGUUACCUAUGGAUAGACCGGGAGAACUAUUGCUACCUAUGGAUAGACGAGCAGAGCUAUUGCUACCUAUGGAUAGACCGGGAGAGCUAUUGCUACCUAUGGAUAGACCGGGAGAACUAUUGCUACCUAUGGAUAGACCAGGAGAACUAUUGCUACCUAUGGAUAGACCAGGAGAACUAUUGCUACCUAUGGAUAGACCGGGAGAACUAUUGCUACCUAUGGAUAGACCAGGAGAACUAUUGCUACCUAUGGAUAGACCAGGAGAACUAUUGCUACCUAUGGAUAGACCAGGAGAGCUAUUGCUACCUAUGGAUAGACCGGGAGAACUAUUGCUACCUAUGGAUAGACCAGGAGAACUAUUGCUACCUAUGUAUAGACCAGGAGAGCUAUUGCUACCUAUGGAUAGACCGGGAGAACUAUUGCUACCUAUGUAUAGACCGGGAGAACUAUUGCUACCUAUGUAUAGACCGGGAGAACUAUUGCUACCUAUAGAUAGACCAGGAGAACUAUUGCUGUGUUCUGUCUAG